GUUGUCAUCAGUGUCAGUGUACUCUGGAAAACGGAAGUUAUUAUGUUUGUGACGAGAACAAAAUAAUAAUUGAUGAGAAAAGGCCGCGGAGCCCCACGAUGGCAUAUUCAGCGUCCCGCUAACGUAGUUUGACUCGGCCUACGACCAUGGUGACAAUAUAACUAGGAACAAGAUGGAUCUAUUUGUGUUCAUGUUUAUAAUAUUUAUAUCCUUUUUGGUCGGAAUUAUAGUGACCCUAGUGGUGCAGUAUUACAUUUUGUAUUCGUAUUUCCAGAAAAGCCCGUUGGUUAAACCGUCUGAGAAACAGGGCCCGACUGAUUACAGUUUACCAGAUUCCUUGAAGGAGCAGCUAGAAAACGACGAACAAAAUGGCAAGAACAACACCACGAGCUUGUCUGUUAGUCUAGUUUUACAGUUUUUAUUUCACGAAUUGCGCCAUUCUGAGGCCAUCAAGAGGUGGCUUUUUAAGAAACUUAGUCUAGAGUUUGAGGAGCUGUUAACAAAAACCACAAUAGGAAAAUUUUUUGAAGUUAUAAACAUAAGAGACAUGAAUUUAGGUAAUCAUUUUCCCAACAUCAAAAACAUAACUAUUGAAGACGUUAAACUAGACAGUAAUGAGGGCCACAUUGACACUGUGAGUUUGUGUUUAGACUUGGACUACACAGGUAAUUUUUUAUUAAGUAUUGAUGCCAAAAUGAAAUUCGGAAAAACGGCGUACCUAUCGAUCAAAGUUAAUAAAGUAAAUGGACUUGUUAGACUUCAGUUUACUAGACACCCAUACACGCAUUGGUCGUUCAGUUUUUAUAGUGAUCCAGUUAUAGAAUUAGAAGUAGAAUCGCAUUUUCAAGGACGGCAGCUACAGUCGAAUAUUACGAGUCUCAUAGUUCAUCAAAUUAAGAAAGCUAUUAGGAGAAAACACACCCUACCCAAUUAUAAAAUAAGGUACAAACCCUUUUUCAUAAAAACCGACCCUAGUCAGCUAGACAUCGAAGACAACGAAGUCAUUCCUCAAGGCCAAUUGGACGUCACGUGCAUCGACGUGACCCGACUGGAGCUCUCUAGCACCGUUCAAAACAUCUACUGCACAGUCGCCGUAGACACGAUCCCCUGGAUCUGCCUGUACGAAUCCGACGACAGAAUCCACAUGAUCCUCGAAGUAACCAUGACAAAACUGAAGCAAGCUCAACUCGGCGUGAUCUUCAAGCAGGAACGGAGCUCGGUCUCCAUCGAGAGCGUGUCCCCCCACAGCUGCGCCUUCCGCUCGGGCCUGAAAGCCGGCGACGUGGUCCUGGCCGUCGAAAACAAAUCCGUAAACAGUGUUCCUCAAGUGGCCAAAUUCAUAAAGUCGGUCACGUCCACGCACGUCACGCUUCGGGUCAAACGGGUAGUCGAGUCGUACAUUUUAAGAAAAAAACACGUAGAUAAAGCGGAGAAUAAACCUAGCACGAUUGAAGAUGUUGACGUUGCGCAAUUGGACGACAGCUUUAUAAUCGUGGACAGUGUCGAAGUGGCUAAGAAACCUAAAGAGAAAGUCGAGCCGCCGGUGGAGAAAAUCCCGAAAAGCUUGUCCAGUAGCGAAAACGUGUCGAAGUUCGCUCAGACCAUUGGUAACUUCAGUCUGCGCAAAAGGAAGACGUCGGUGUCGGAAAAGUCGGAGGUUAGUAGUAAAAGUACACCCACGUCGAGUGUGCCUGGGACACCACAACACUCCCAGUUUAAGCAACACUCCAUACCUUUACUCACUUCCGCGAAGAAGCAGUCACUGUCGGAUCUCCCCGAGUUAGUCAAAGAUGGCGAGGGUGACGUUCCGGUCGUCGAAGUUGGCAAGAGCAAGGAGGUACCUUCGACCUCGGUACUGCUUUUUAACGACGAUUUCCAGUUUAGUCUCAAACGGGGAAUAAAAUAUUUAAAUAUCAACGUCUGGGGUACAGUUGCAGAUGAUAAAGAUGUUCUAUUGGGGUACGCCAAUAUUCCGCUGAGCCACGUCUUGAGCGAGUGUUUUAAUAGCGUUUUGGGGCAUUACAUGAGGCGCUACUCCUUUUUACCCCCGGUUUUUCCACAAACCAACAGCCAAACGCACCCGCUAAUGUCCCACUCGGGUUUUGAACACGUGUUCUGCUACGGCGAUGUUCUCUUGUCUUUUAUAUGGUCGCACGAGGACGAGGUGGAGCUCAAACGGAAGAACUCCACGGACAUUUUAAACGUCGACAUAGAACAAAUAGCGACAUCAACAUCGCUUAAGCACGACUUUAUUAGAACGCAGUUCCACCGGACCACCCAUUGUGAUUUCUGUUCAAAAAAGAUUUGGCUGAAAGACGCUGUCCAGUGUCGCGAAUGUGGCCUCUGCUGCCACAAAAAGUGCAUCGCUAAGUGUCAAACGAGCACCGCUUGUAUUCAAAGUGAUAAGAAAGUCGAGCCUGAGCCCGUACAACCAGAGAUAACCAUGACUGAGCCUCCAGAGGAGGUACCCCCGUCUGAAUACACUGAAGCUAGCCUUAAGAGAGUCAAUAGUGUUAAAAAUCUCGCAAUCCCAGGUGCUCAUUUGUUGUCGAGCGUGUCGAAAAGCCUGCCGCCUUCACCCCAGAGAACACCAAGCCGCAAACAGUCUAUUAGUAACAUAAACCCGUUCUCUUUGUGCCCCAGUGCUUUAGAAGACGUGCAAAAGAAGCCUGAAGAGGCAGCUGAGAGCGUCAACAGGCUUCUGGAACAAGUGAUGUUGUGCCCCGCCGACGAGUCUCUGAUGGACGUCGCCAAAGAAACCGGGAGGCAGCUGUAUGUAACUAUGUCGCACGAAGAAAAAGUGGAAAAAGUUAAUAUAAUGAUGGCGGAGCUGAAGAAGACUCUGGAUUCGGUGACGACGGAGCACAUGGAGCUGUCGAAGCAAAUGAGUGUCCAGGAAUCCGACGCCGAGAAGACUAAAUUAGCUUUUUUAAUAGGACAGGCCGACGCCAAAGUGCAAGGUUUAUCAGUAUUGAUGCUUCAUUAUUGUUCGAGUUUGCAACAUACACAAGAAAAAAUUGUGUAGGUUGUUGGUAGCAGUAUUUUAAUUAGGUUCGCACAAGGUUUUGUUAGUGGGCUGAAGGGGUUUUAGUUGAUUUUGCACACUUAAUAGGGUUCUUUUGUUCACCAAAGACGUCAUAUCAAGUUAUUCAAGUUACCGCGAUCCGACUUCUUCGGCCCGUUUUACUUUUAUUGAUUUAAGUACCGUGAGGGAGUUACACGUGAUUUUCUGGUAGACACUUAAGUAAGGUUAGCUCAGGUCGGCUCCUUCACUUGGCAGUAUUUCGUUGGUUCUAGUUGAAUUUUUAUUCUCUAGUCAAUUACUUUAUGUACUUACAACUUCUAUAGCGUCUUAUGUACUUACCGGUAGUAGGUUUGUUAAGUUCUAGACAUAUACAUAUUCAACUAUACUUACUGUGAUAGCGUAGAAGUAGUGAUAUUUUUAUUUCAUUUUUUAGAAGUUGGUGUAAAAUGUACCAAGCAAAGCUGUCGUUGUCUGACCGGUUCUUAAUAACCCCAUGUAACAAAGAAGACACGAAAACGCUUUAAACUUGCAAUUAGUACUUUACUUGUUUUAUCGGUUGUGGUUUUAUUCCAGCGAACAAUUUAGAUGCAUUUAAUAUUUUUUAGCCAUAUUUUUGUACGAGACGUCCAUUUUGGUCUUUCAAGUCACUCUAAUCAUUUCGAGUACCGUCUACCAGCAAUUUUAUUAUUGUGACAUUAUUUUUGUGGAUUGUGUUAGGUAUGUGACAUAUUUUUGUAAAAAUAAAUUAGCUUG
Messenger RNA from Zophobas morio, 3778 nucleotides. RefSeq names its product PDZ domain-containing protein 8 (gene Pdzd8). The coding region runs from base 173 to 3025 and encodes 950 amino acids. NCBI's taxonomy places the organism in Eukaryota, Metazoa, Arthropoda, Insecta, Coleoptera, Tenebrionidae. The record is from RefSeq and is a predicted model, not a curated record. Gene Ontology annotation, biological process: mitochondrial calcium ion homeostasis. Gene Ontology annotation, molecular function: lipid binding; protein binding. The transcript is spliced from 10 exons. Gene Ontology annotation, cellular component: mitochondria-associated endoplasmic reticulum membrane contact site.